Molecule: messenger RNA, 1716 nt
Organism: Coprinopsis cinerea okayama7#130
Lineage: Eukaryota; Fungi; Basidiomycota; Agaricomycetes; Agaricales; Psathyrellaceae
Exons: 4
Coding region: 1-1716 (571 amino acids)
Source: RefSeq, a predicted model, not a curated record
AUGGACGUUGUACCGUCGCUGCACGCCUGGUUACUCUCCUUGGACCAGUCUGUCUCUGGAUCUCUCGGCUUCAAACAGCUCUUGAUGUUCAUAAACCUGGCAUCACACUUGAAACGCGAGAUUCUCUUGACACAACCUGCUGGGCAGAACCCGUCUGUAGCUCCUUAUGCCUUGCCGCCCGCCGUUACGACUUUUUUGGGAACAGCGACCUCCAUUCCAAUCGGUUUUAUUCCUGAUCUCUGGUUCCGCCUCAGGGAAUUCAUCUGGAAUCGUGUCGGGUCUACAGAGCCUUUGGAGGAGCUUCCAGAAGAUGAGCAUGACCGGAUGUUGACUUGUAUCCGUUACGGCCAACCUGUUGAAAUUGCAUGUGCGAUCAACUAUCACCACAACUACUCCGUUCACGAAGGUUCCCGCACCUACUACGACAAUAUUCCAUCCAUUUUGCAAAUAGGAGAGCAUCAGUUUGCGGAAACACGCCUCAUCAACUCUUGGAUCAACCUUAUGCUCGUUGCAUGGGUUUCCGCUUCGAACUGCGCUAACCAUUAUAAUGCAACAAUGUUUAAACACAAGGGGAGAAAUCUUCUGAAGGAGACCGGCUGGCAAUUCCAAACAACCAUGACUCAUGAAUUGGUCUACGACGCUUUUACUCUCCUGUCUCUCUUGGAGGACUGUCAACGGCGAGAACAGCAUCUUAUCCUACCACAUACCGGGACCCAAUACGAGAGGAUGAAGAAAGCCGUGGACGACGUUAACACUCGGCGACGUUAUGUCCAUCCAUAUCUUAAUCACAGCUGUGAUUUAUGCACCCGACGAUACGAUGAUAAGGGGCUCAAAGUUACAGCGGUUGUUAUCGAUGGAAUCACUCUUGGACAUCCCUGCUGUGCUGUAUACAACUGCAAGGUUGAUCUUGAGAAGACGACCCAUCGGUAUUGCCCCCAGCACCGACACAUGGACCGUGAAUGCAUGAUCGUAGGCUGCACAUCACAGCGUGCUGCGGGUUCGAAGGCCUGUUCAGACGACCGUCACCGAGAAGUCAUCGAGAUCUAUGAACUGCGUGGUACUGCUCGCUUUCAGCUCCAACAUCAGCUCAAGCGAUCUCGAGUGGCUAAUCCGGAGUCCUCUGCGCCAUCCUCUGAGGCUGAUAUCCAGCAAACCAUCCAAGAGGGAGAACUCGAGCUUAAUGCCCUCAAGGUACAGGGACGUGCGAGGACGCAUAAUGAGCAGAUAUUCAAUUAUCCUUGCGGUAUAAUCAUUGGACGUGAAUCCUUCUUUGGAGCAGAAGGCCCCGGCGCUGUAAUCGAAGCCACAAAACGAAUAUUCCGGCACGGACUCCCAGAACAUAUACUUUUCGACAACAACUGCACCCUAAAGAAGAUGGUGAAAGACGACCCCGAUUUCGCUAACGUUGGUCUCACAGUGGAUGUUUUUCAUUUCAAAUGCAAGCACUCGCAGCUCGACACAUUCUGUCAAGAACACUGCAACCCCGAGUCCUAUCCAGAGCUCAAGAAGGAGGGCGGAAAGGGUUGGUUUUUCAACUCAUCUAUAGCUGAACAGACCAACGUGUGGCUAGGUGGUUACCACGCCAUUUGCCGCACAAUGUCAGCAGCAAGGUACAAUUUCUUUUUAGAUGAAAUGAUUGAACGUCGCAACCGCAACACCAUUUCCAAGCUUCGUGCAAUGGGCGCUCAUCCGAUUACUAUAGACCGCAACUUGUAA